GGCCCGGCCCCGCCGGGAGCCCGCCGUGGAGCUGGAGCCGCACCUGGAGCCGGCCCUGGAGCCGCGCCGCGGGGUCCCCGAGCCCCGCAGCCGGCGCAUGAUGAACUCCCUGCUGUUCGGCGAGAUGGCGCUGGCCUUCGGCUGCCCCCCGGGCGGCGGCGGCGGCCCGGGCGGCGGGGGCGCAGGCGGCGGCGGCGCGGGGCCCGGGCCGUCGCCCGUGACCGCGGCGCUGCGGGACGACCUGGGCUCCAACAUCUACCUCCUGAAGGGGCUCAACGUGCGCUUCCGCUGCUUCCUGGCCAAGGUGCACGAGCUGGAGCGGCGCAACCGGCUGCUGGAGAAGCAGCUGGAGCAGCAGCAGAGCGAGCGCGAGCGCCGGCUGCGUUACAAGACCUUCUCCCGCGAGCAGGCGGUGCAGACGGGCCCGGAGCUCGCCCUGGCCCUGGCUCGCGCCGCCGGCCCUCACCCCCCGCAGCAGCAGCCGCCGCCGCCGCCGCCGCCGCCGCUCGGCGCCAACGGCAACGUGCCCCCGGGCGCCUGCGGCUCGCACCCGCAGCACUACAGCCGCCUGCCCGGCACCAUCUGGAGCUACACGCAGGUCCGGCGCACGGGCGGCGGCGGCGUGGAGACCGUGCAGGGCCCCGGCGUGUCCUGGGUGCACCCCGACGGCGUGGGCGUGCAGAUUGACACCAUCACCCCCGAGAUCCGGGCCCUCUACAACGUGCUGGCCAAGGUGAAGCGGGAGCGGGACGAGUACAAGAAGAAGUGGGAGGAGGAGCUGGCCAAGCGCAUGAACCUGGAGACCAUGGUGGAGACCCUUCAGGAGGCGGCCCAGGAGGCUGAGGCCAUCCAGGAGCAGAUGAAUGAGAAGAUUGAGCGGCUGAAGGCUGAGCUGGUGGUGUUUAAGGGGCUGAUGAGUGAUCCCAUGACAGACCUGGACACAAAGAUUCAAGAGAAGGCCAUGAAGGUGGACAUGGAUAUCUGCCGGCGAAUCGAUAUCACGGCCAAGCUGUGCGAUGUCGCACAGCAGCGGAACUCGGAAGACGUGUCCAAGAUCUUUCAGGUAGCAUCCAAGAAGAAGGACCGUAAGGUAACCACAGAGGACGACAUUUCUGAGCAGGAUGGGGAGGUCACCAGGCUGUCAGAUGAUGAGGUCAGCUCCAUGAACAUUACGGAUGAAAUGAAGCGCAUGUUCAACCAGCUGAGAGAGACUUUUGACUUUGAUGACGAUUGCGACAGUCUGACCUGGGAAGAGAAUGAGGACACCUUGCUGCUCUGGGAGGACUUUACGAACUGCAACCCAUCCAUUGACCUGCAGGGAGAGCAAGAGGAAAAUUUGGGCAACUUGAUUCAUGAAACUGAGUCCUUUUUCAAGACGAGAGACAAGGAAUACCAGGAGACAAUAGGCCAGAUUGAGUUGGAGCUCGCUACGGCCAAGAGCGACAUGAACCGUCACUUGCAUGAAUACAUGGAGAUGUGCAGCAUGAAGAGGGGCCUGGAUGUCCAGAUGGAGACAUGCCGCCGACUCAUCAAGGGCUCUGCAGACAGGAACUCGCCGUCCCCCAGCUCUAUGGCCAGCAGUGACUCAGGAAGCACAGAUGAAAUCCAGGACGAGUUUGAGAGAGACCCUGAUGUGGAGCCAAUGGUCAGCUGAUGAACCUCGGGGAGGGUGCCUGGAGAGUUGGGGGGAUGAGGGAGCCAGCACUGACCACACCCUGGAGGACUUCCGCCACUCGCCCUCCCCCACCCCCCAUCCGGGGCUUCUGCGGACUGCUGCUUCCCACCGCCCGCCCACCGCCCACCUCCUCCUCCAUCCACUCGCCCCCCCACCCCCCACCUGAGGAUUGGUGCUGUCAAUUUCUAUUCUACACUACAAAUGCGAACUCUGUCCGGAGAUACGGUGUUAAUUGUGCCUUUCCCCUUAAGCUGAGCCGCUUAAAGAACUCUUCCGAGCUGGUUUUUUUAUAUACAAUUACCAGACGGGGGCAGAGGCCCCUGGGUGGCAUAGAUGGCAUUUUGUACCCUCCCACCUGCUGCACUGAUUGGCAGUACUCCUUGCCUGCUCUGCCCUGUCCUGCCCCACUGGCCCCUGACCACUCCAGGGGGAGAGGUGGGGGCCUUGGCUCCCAAAUCCCCUGCAGAGGAAGGGGUGGAGGGAAUCUCCCAGAUAUUUGCCACGGAAGAAAGGAUCUGUGCUGCCGAUGCUUUGGGGAAGGAGGAAGAGUGGGGAAAAUGCCCCCACCCCUUUUUUUUUUCCUCUGCCCAAGUAACAAAAAGACAAGGCAUGGGGGGAGGGGGGGAAGGGAAUGAUUGACACUGUGUUCAAACUACUAUGCAAAAAAAAAAAAGAGAGCUCGCCUUAUUUAUAGAUGAAAUAUAUACAUAUUUCCCUCUCCCCGCCCCUACCUUAGGUUUUUCUCUGAACUGGGGAGAGAGGCUGCGGGCAAUCUCUCCAACUGCCCCAAAGGCUUAGCUGUGACUUUGCUUCCAGGGAUGCUGAUUUUUUAGCUGUGUAACCUUAGACAAGUCCCUUCCCUUCUCUCCACCUCCGUUUGCCCCUCUGUAAAAUAGGAAUAGGGAGGUGGUGAAUUAAGCUGAGACUGAAAGUCCCUUCUAGGGGCCACGGUUGAGAGGGUGCUUUUAGCUUAUUGAGGCUGAGCCUCCUCCAAAUAGUAUUGUGGGUGGGAAUCAGUAGAAUUGCUCUUCCUCCCACAGGGACUAGAUGCAACACUUUCUCUGUGAGAAGGUAGGGGUCGGUGGCGUCAGGUGGUGUCACCCUGGAAGUAGAAUAGCACUGUCUGGUUCUUCGACGUUGGGAUCUUUUCCCCUUACACCACGGCAAAGAUAAUGGCGCCAUCUUGCUUUCUCAUCCCUGGGCUGGCUGUAGCCACUGAUAGGAGACCGUCCAAGUGGAGGCCAGGGAGGGAUGUUAGGGCCUUGGUGUGGUUCUGCGGAAGCCAGAUGGGGAACAUCUCUUGCCUGUUUUAGCCCCCCACCAUUUGUAAGAUGUGGCCUCUGUACUAUGAUACUGACUGACUGACCGACUGACAUGGGAAGUCGAUGCGACCGAGUGAGAUGGUAUCUCCCUGGUAAUUGGGUCUGGAUUGGUACCGAGUGAGAUGCACUGACAUCUCAGCCCCUUGCCAGUCCCCAAAGUAGACUUGAAAAAAAAAAUGUGUCCACUGCCA
This is a messenger RNA of Phascolarctos cinereus (koala), 3188 nucleotides long. It is a transcript of the gene IFFO2, whose product is annotated as intermediate filament family orphan 2. NCBI's taxonomy places the organism in Eukaryota, Metazoa, Chordata, Mammalia, Diprotodontia, Phascolarctidae. The record is from RefSeq and is a predicted model, not a curated record.